GGGGGCGUACGGUGCAGCUCUUGGCCCGGCUCUGCCGAGGGAAAAUGCUAGCCGGGGGUUUGCUGGCCGGUUUCUCCGUGCUCAGCCUGCUCACCUACGGCUAUUUGGCUUCGGACGCGGCUGGCGACCCCGAGAGCGCGGGCGCGACGGCCAAGUUGGAAGAAGGACCCGAAGCGGAGCCCGCCCCUUCUCCGCCACACCUCAUCUUCAUCCUGGCGGACGACCAGGGGUUCAGGGACGUGGGCUACCAUGGCUCGGAGAUCAGGACGCCCACCUUGGAUAAGUUGGCGGCGGAAGGGGUGAAGUUGGAGAACUACUACGUCCAGCCCAUGUGCACCCCGUCCAGGAGUCAAUUCAUCACGGGAAGGUAUCAAAUCCAUACUGGUCUUCAGCAUUCAGUCAUAAGGCCCACUCAGCCUAACUGUUUACCGCUGGAUAAUGUGACACUACCUCAGAAGCUGAAGGAAGCUGGCUACUCCACCCACAUGGUUGGCAAAUGGCACUUGGGCUUCUACCGCAAGGAAUGCAUGCCAACACAGCGAGGGUUUGAUACCUUUUUUGGCUCUCUCUUGGGCAGCGGCGAUUAUUACACUCAUUACAAAUGCGACAGUCCUCGGAUGUGCGGCUACGACUUGUAUGAGAAUGACAAUGCUGCAUGGGAUCAUGACAAUGGCAUGUAUUCGACGCAGAUGUACACGCAAAGAGUGCAACAAAUCUUAGCCUCCCAUAACCCCAGGAAACCCAUAUUUUUGUACAUUGCAUACCAAGCUGUCCAUUCUCCACUUCAGGCACCAGGCAAGUAUUAUGAGCAUUACCGAUCGAUAAAUAAUAUAAACCGACGUAGGUAUGCUGCUAUGCUGGCAUGCUUGGAUGAAGCUAUCAACAAUGUGACUCUUGCAUUAAAGAGGUAUGGUUAUUAUAACAAUAGCAUUAUCAUUUACUCAUCUGACAAUGGAGGGCAGCCCACAGCCGGUGGAAAUAACUGGCCUCUCAGAGGAAGCAAGGGGACAUACUGGGAAGGAGGGAUCCGAGCAGUUGGCUUUGUUCAUAGCCCUCUGCUUAAAAACAAGGGGUGCGUGUGCAAGGAGCUCAUCCACAUAACAGACUGGUUCCCUACUCUGAUCAUGUUAGCUGAAGGGCAGAUUGAUGAGGACACCGAACUGGAUGGCUAUGACGUGUGGGAGACCAUAAGUGAAGGCCGACGGUCUCCAAGGAUGGAUAUUUUGCACAACAUUGAUCCUAUCUACACCAAAGCCAAAAACGGUUCCUGGGCAGCUGGCUUUGGACUAUGGAACACUGCGAUUCAGUCAGCGAUCCGUGUGAACCACUGGAAACUAUUGACGGGGAACCCAGGAUACAGUGACUGGGUCCCUCCGCAGUCGUUCAGUAACGCUGGCCCCAGUCGCUGGCACAAUGAACGAGUUUCAUGGACCGCUGGGAAAACCGUGUGGCUGUUCAACAUCACGGCUGACCCAUAUGAGCGAGUGGACCUUUCCAGUAAGUACCCAGAGGUGGUAAAGCAGCUGUUGCGUAGGCUUUCGCAGUUCAACAAGACUGCUGUCCCCGUCCGAUACCCACCUAAGGACCCCAGGAGUAACCCCAAUUUUAAUGGAGGCGUUUGGGGCCCAUGGUUCAAGGAGAAUGAGAAGAAGAAGAAGCCCAGCAAAAACAAAGCAGACACUAAGCAAAAUAAAAACAAAAACAAGAAGAAACCUGACAGAAGAAAAGGACAUUCCCUGAGGUGCUAUGCAGGUGGAUAGUUUCAGUGGGGUCUUAUGCUACAAUCCUAAGCAUACAU
Messenger RNA from Lacerta agilis (Sand lizard), 1798 nucleotides. RefSeq names its product arylsulfatase family member J (gene ARSJ). The record is from RefSeq and is a predicted model, not a curated record. NCBI's taxonomy places the organism in Eukaryota, Metazoa, Chordata, Lepidosauria, Squamata, Lacertidae. Bases 45 to 1760 code for a protein of 571 amino acids. The transcript is spliced from 2 exons.